This is a messenger RNA of Corticium candelabrum, 2356 nucleotides long. RefSeq lists its product as uncharacterized. NCBI's taxonomy places the organism in Eukaryota, Metazoa, Porifera, Homoscleromorpha, Homosclerophorida, Plakinidae. The transcript has a single exon. Bases 502 to 2301 code for a protein of 599 amino acids. The record is from RefSeq and is a predicted model, not a curated record.
UCAGUGAUGUUAAAACUUUCUAAAGAACUUACUCAAAUUUUUCACCAAUUACCGGAUGUAAUGGUUGUACUGUCAAAAAUUUUGAAGAAUUUGCCAACCAAAUGAACAAUGUCCAGAUCAGCAACAACGAAAUAAUGAUCAGAUAUGACGUGACAUCUUUAUUCUAUUUCCAACUUUACAGUGUCAGACGUCAUCAACAUUACCAAUUUUCUUUUGAGGACCACCUACUAUAAAUGUCAGAAUCAAUUGUACGAACAAUUGAAAGGUACGAACAAUUGGAAGGUACACCAAUGGGAUGUCCACUGUCCAAUCGUAGCAAAUUUAUAUAUACAUAUAUAUGUGUGUGUAUAUAUAUAUAUAUAUAUAUACAUAUAUAUAUAAUAAUAAUAUGGCCAGGUAGGUGUGGGCAUCCCAGGUGGUCUCGAGGCAGCGGUACAUUCACUUUCCAGCUUUAUUGACACUUUUGGAGAUGAUCCCAACUUAUGCUGCCUCAAACUGGAUAUGUCCAAUGCUUUCAACAAUUGUGACCGUACUACUUUUCUGCGACGUCUUCACAGAGAGCUUCCUGAGCUUUUUGGAUGGGUGCAGUGGAGCUAUCACAAACCCGCAGAACUUCGUUUUGGCAACCGAAAACUCACUUCUUCUACUGGUGUUCAGCAAGGCGACCCUCUGGGUCCUUUGCUUUUUUCCUUGGUCAUUCUAGAUUUAGUUGAUGAAAUUGGGCCAUUAAAUGACAUCAACUUAAAGUUGUGGUACCUAGAUGAUGGAAAUUUUGUUGGACAUCGUUGCAAGGUAGCUUCACUCCUAGAGCAGAUGAAAUCUAAAGGGUCUAGAUAUGGUCUUCAGCUGAACAUGUCCAAGUGUGAGAUAUUCUGGCCUUCUGGAAACCAGUCCUUUCCGGAAUUUCCGUCAGAUGUGGAACGCGUCGUCGACACAAAGGGUGGUGCUGAUUUUCUGGGCUCUCCUCUCUGGGGAUCUGAGGUCUUUUUCAAUACUAGCCUUUCAACUCGUAUUGACAAAAUCUGGGAAAGUCAACAACGCCUGCAAGAUAUUGAAGAUCCUCAGGUAGAAUUACUUUUACUGAGAUCAUGUCUGUCUUUGUGCAAACUAAACCACAUACUCAGGACUGUUCCACCUGACAAAGUCCUUGGCCAACUUCAAUCUUUUGACAUCAACUUACGGAAGACUCUGGAAUCAAUAGUAGAUUGUUCCUUAUCAGAAAGCUCAUGGCAACAAGCUACACUCCCCAUUCGCCUGGGGGGCUUGGGUUUGAGGGAAGCUUCUCGAUGUCACCCCGCAGCCUAUCUUUCCAGUUGUAACUCUUCUCGUCACUUGGCAUCUUACCUUCUAUCCAUGAGCAGCCAGUGGAACAUGUCAUAUUCCGAUGAGGGCCAGGCGAUUGUGUUUCCAGGGGAGUCUACGGCCCAAGAUUUUUUGCAACUCCCUUUACCAGAUAACAACCACAAAAUUGAUUCCACCAGUCAGCAUCAGUUGCAACUUCGGUUGGACUCUGCUUUAUGGUCUUCACUCAAAGAAUCGGCGAGCAUAAGGGAUCGAGCUCGACUGAAUACCAUUUCUGGUCAACACACUGGGGCAUGGCUACGGGCAAUACCGAACCCGAAUCUCGGCCUUUCCAUGCCCAAAAGAGAGUUUAGUGUGGCACUACGGAUAUGGUUGGGUAUCCCCAUUUUCCCUUCCCCAAACUCCAAACGCUGCCCUUGUGGUAACAUUAUUGAUAAGUUUGGUGACCAUCUAUUGGGAUGUAAUCAAGGACAGAGUUUGACAACGAAACGUCAUGAUGCUCUAUGCGAAGUGGUGUACAACGCACUGCUUACAGAUGAUUCUCGUUGUCGUCGGGAGGCAAGAUGUAGCAGUAGCAACCAAACAAGACCAGGAGAUGUUUAUCAUCCAGAUUUCGAGCGCGGUUUGCCUGCCUACUUUGACUUAUCGGUACGAAGUUCCUUACAACCGUCUUUUCUCACUCAAGCAGCAAGUCAUCCAGGUGCAGCAUCUGAUGCAGGAGAGAUGGAAAAGGACGAACGACAUCACCUGAAUGUGUCCAGCACAGGCAGCCUUUUUCAUCCGCUAGUAGUAGAGACUCUGGGUCUCUGGACAGCUGCUAGCCUUCAAGUGCUCAAGAUCAUAGCACGUAGAGCUUCGUUUAAACAUAAUGUUUCAAUUAGCCAGUCUGUUUGUCAUUUUCAUCAGCAACUCUCUACUAGACUGUGGUGUAGCAACGCUAAAAUGAUACUAGCUAGAUGUAGUUUAGAUGGUACUGCUAGUCCCCUAUGGGACCUAUAAUAUAAUAUAUAUGUAUAAUAUAAAAAAAAAAAAAAAAAAAAAAAAAAAAUAAUAA